Molecule: messenger RNA, 1617 nt
Organism: Haemorhous mexicanus (house finch)
Lineage: Eukaryota; Metazoa; Chordata; Aves; Passeriformes; Fringillidae
Gene: ESAM
Product: endothelial cell adhesion molecule
Biological process (GO): homophilic cell-cell adhesion
Cellular component (GO): adherens junction; plasma membrane
Molecular function (GO): cell-cell adhesion mediator activity
Source: RefSeq, a predicted model, not a curated record
CCCCGGCACCUGCUGCGGCGGCGGCUCCGGCCAUGGGCGCGCUGCGGCGGGCGGCGCUGGCGCUGGCGGCGCUGCUGGGUGUCUCCUUGGCCGUGCUGGAGGUGCAUGUGGGGACGAGCCUGGUGUUCUCCGUGGAGGGGCAGCAGGCAGUGCUGCCUGUCUGGUACACCAGCAACUCCCAGAAUGAGCCCUACAUCACCUGGAUGCUGAACAAGAAACCUGCUCCCUUCCAGAUCCUGUCAUUCAUAGGCGGGGUGGUGAAGGUGGAGGAGACAGAUCUGAUGUCCCGCGUGGGGUUCCUGUACCCCAUCCUCAGCCACAACAUCUCGUUGUUCAUCAAUGCCACCCGGGAGCAAGACUCGGGUCAGUACAUGUGCACCGUCAACGUGGUGGAUGACACCAUCAGGAUGCACAAGAACGUUGGCAUCAUCAACCUCACCGUCCUGGUGCCGCCAGCCACUCCCACCUGCCAGCUGCACGGCAACGCCGUCGUGGGGGCCAACGUGACCUUGAGCUGCUCCUCCAAGAAGGGGAAGCCCUCGCCCAUGUACCAGUGGCAGCGCGAGCCGCCCACCCUGCAGGUCUUCUUUCCCCCUGCCCAGGACCGGGCCAGGGGCACCCUCAAGCUGACCAACCUCUCCCUGGAAAUGUCGGGGGUCUACGUCUGCAGGGCUGAAAACCAAGCAGGUUCUAAGAAUUGCAGCAUUGUCCUGGAGGUACAAUCAACAAGCACCAAAGCAGUCAUUGCCGGCGCCGUGCUGGGCUCCCUGGGUGCCCUUGCCACCAUCAUCUUCUUUGCCCAGAAGUUUGUUGGCUACAGGAGGAAAAAACGUGACAGCCAGGAGGAGGGAGCCAACGAGAUCAAGGAAGAUGCCAUGGCACCCAAAACCCCGUCGUGGGCGAGGCGGCCAGCUUCAGACACCAUGUCCAAAACCAGCACCCUGUCCUCCAUCGCCGGCACGCGGCAAGCCUACGGAGCCAGAGCCCCCUCUGACACCGCCUCCAUCCUCACCACCACCGGCAGCUACCGGGGACCCCCGCCCCGGGCAGGGGGGCGGCCCCCCGCCUCUCACCCCCCCGCCGUUAACGGGACCCCCCGGCGCCGCCAGGACCCCGCCGCCGCCCCCGCGGGGUCGCUGCCCCCCUCCAGCCUGGCACGAGCCGGUGCCGUUCCAGUCAUGGUGCCAGCACAGAGCCGGGCUGGCUCCUUGGUGUGAGCACCCCCCAAAACACAGGGGUGCCCAUAGCCAGCCCAUCCCACUCCCUGUUUCCUGGGGUGGUUUUGAUCCCUUUUUGGGUUUCCUUUUCUUUUUAACAGAUGCCUCGAGCAGCUGGACUCAUCGUGGGUGUGUUUAAUGGGUGCAGGGGCUCUCUGCAUUUGGAGGGACCGAGUCUCCCCAUAAAUAUCACCCCCCAAACCAGCCCCAGCCCUGCCUCAGGGGGGUCCCCUUCUUGUGAUUUUUUUUUUUCUAUAUCUAUAUAUCAGGUGAAACGAGGGAUUUUUCAUAAAAGAGCAUUAUAAGUGGGGGAGGGGGAUGAUGGGGACACACACACACACACACACACACACACUUUUUUUAGGGGUUUUCUGAUUAAAAGCUGCUGCGCUGCCCAGCA